Messenger RNA from Lithohypha guttulata, 1038 nucleotides. RefSeq lists its product as uncharacterized. Lineage: Eukaryota; Fungi; Ascomycota; Eurotiomycetes; Chaetothyriales; Trichomeriaceae. The record is from RefSeq and is a predicted model, not a curated record. Bases 1 to 1038 code for a protein of 345 amino acids. The transcript has 2 exons.
AUGGACCAAGACGAAAACAACCUUCGACUUGCACUCGCCAGUAUGCAAAGCACUCAAUCACCAAGCGACCCGCCUAUGCAAGUCGAUGCCGAAGUACAUUCCAUCAUAGAGCAUGAGACGCUGGAGCCUGCUCUGGCAUACGAUUUCAACGCACCUCUCGAUUCAAUAAUCUUGAGCGAGACACCCGACCUAAACGACUCGGCACAACAAACCGAAGAGCAAGAGGCGUACAAUGCUACUGAGUUGCUCGCUUUGCUGGAAAACACUUUCGAUGAGGACGAGAGUCGCAACAACAGUCUAAUGUCCUUGCCUGCCACCCGUGAAGUCCGAAGCCCCCAAUCCAUGCAUUACGAAAGCCUCUACCUGCAGCAAAAUGGGCAAAACCAGGUGAGUUAUGGCCAAUCCUCACAUGCUUUGCAGCAACAGACUGGCCAGCCAGACUUAGAAGCGCGACUCUAUCGAGGCGUGAAUUCAGCUAACGAAACAGGAUCCGUCGACCUGGUGUAUGACUAUGAAGUAACCAACUGGGCUGACGCCUUCCAACCGGUUUCUGUAGCCCCGACCUCCAUACCACUCCGACCUGCGCCAACCACUGCCAACAACAAGAAACCUGACAAUCCACACAAGCGUCCAGAGCGACAGAAGUCCUGCUUCCCUUGCCAAGACAAGAAGUGGACCUGUGUACGCCUGCCAAAUGGCCUCUGCACAGAAUGCGUGGUCAGGCAGCGUACCAUUGAAGCUCUCAAUGCCGCAGGAAAGAGCGAGGUCGUAUUCCCUGCCGCCAUCUGCUGCGUCCCCGACGCGACAGAUGAGUACAAGGAUUUCCGGGGUCUACGAGCCACAGAGACCGGCCGAGCCAAAGCGUCCGGUGAUGGCACCUGGCGAGCUCAGACUGAGAAGCGACAGGCAGAGAAGGACCGCGGCGAGCGAGAGACUAUCGGCCGGGUUCACAACCGAAGCGGAGAUCUUGUUCCUGGAGAGCCUCUGCCUAAGCGCAAGAGGGUCAAGGUCGGAGAGAAGGGCAAAGGCAAGGAGUAG